Molecule: messenger RNA, 2520 nt
Organism: Spodoptera exigua (beet armyworm)
Lineage: Eukaryota; Metazoa; Arthropoda; Insecta; Lepidoptera; Noctuidae
Source: the annotation of a GenBank genome assembly
AUGAACGAGCUGCUGCAGAAGCAUGGCUGUUCCAACGUGUUCUCCGUCCCUGAAGGACUUAAGGAGCUCAUGUCUGAUAUUACACGUGAGGUGCUGCGUUGGCAACCAGCCAAUUUGCUUGAUUUCAUCGCCAACUACCUAGCAGCGCUACUGAUAACCCGCGAGCACGGGGUCAUGGCUGUCAAAAUACUAGAUGAGCUUUGCGACUGUCGCCCCACUGUGUCAGAACAUUUGCUGCAACUUGGCCUUAAUAGAGAAGAAGCAAGUGAAUUAGCUACUAUUAUUAAAACUGAGAUCGAGGGACACGAGCCUGUGGAAGGAAAAGAAAAAGUGAGAGAACAGGUAAUUUUGAAGAAAAUCCUUAAUCGUUACCCUCUUAGUGAAGAUAUGUCAGUGAAAAUAUGCGAUUUAGCAAGGAAUGCUUACCGAGACUAUUGGUACAGAAAGAAUUUGAUGAAGAAGGACCUAAAAAUAACGCCAGAGGAAGCGUGGGAGAAGGCUGCUGAGCAUACGCUAGAAAUUUACAAGAAGACAAAUCCAUCUAUCAGUGAACUACAUCGAGCUACGCAGAGGAUUCAAGCUGCGUACAGAGGUUACCAUCUACGUAGAAACGUACUGAAGCACCUUACGGCUGACAAGAAAAUGCGGAAGCGGUCGCGCAUGGAUGAGAUGCCGGGGCCACCGCUAGAUGUCGCUCACUCCAGGGAAAUAGAUCUAGGCCCAGUUGUAAACGUUAAAAUCAAAGAAGAUGAUGUUAAUAAAAUGUUCGAGGAUGAGAAAAUUCAAAAGUUUGGAAUGCAGUACGACCCUAUGAAAACUAUCACGCAUACAGAUGACGAUGAGUUUCUAAUGACAAAGAAGUCUAAAACAAAAAGUUCCGCUUUUGAUAUAUUGGAAAUGCCACUAUCGAAGCAAAGUGUAACUACAACUGAAGAUUAUUCCGUUCUGACCGAAAUCGAGAAAACAAAAUCGUCUCCAAUACCUAAAGCGAUUAGCAACCGAAGAAUCUCAUUUUCUGAGUCUCCUCCGCUCAUCAUUAAGACGCCUAAAGAGGAUGAUCUAGAAAUACCUGAGAUGAUUACUGGACUAAAUCUUACACCCGAGCCACCAGCAGCUUUCGAAAUACCCGAAGAACUUGUCCUAAGAUACCAACCAAGGGAUCUGUACAAGUUCAUAACCGACUACCUGGCAGCCAUGUUAGUAACGCGAGAAAACCUUUCCAUUGCUGGACAUAUUUGCGAAAACUUAUCAAAUUGUAGAUGUGAACUAGAGUUGGAAACUGAACUGAGACAAAUAGGCGUGUUCGAGGACGAUAUAGAGACUGCAAAAAAUAUCAUUGUCAAUUAUUUUGCUAAAGAUCAUGUAAAAGAGUCCAGUCUCCUGACGAAACUGCUGGAAAAUACCGAUAUAGACGAGAACAUGAUCCCGGCAAUUCAGGAAGUCAUCCGCAGUGCGUUCAUGAGACGUCAGGCGCAAAAAUCUGCUAUUUUUGAGUCAUCAUCGGAUUCAGAGAAAGACAGCGUUAAGUGUGCAGCCAAACAUACUCUGAACCUAUAUAGGCAGGCAGCAUCAGCUGAUCAGAUAAAAUAUGAAAUAAUGGCACGAAAAAUACAGAGUGCCUACAGAGCUUAUGGUGUGAGAAGAGACUGUAAAUUGGGAAUACCUAAAGUAACGAAGCCUGCCGACAAAGUUGAUGGUCUGGUAGACCCUAAUAUUGUACCACCUCUCAACCCUCACGACACAGUCUAUCCACGGCCAACCUCAUCUGAAGAAGCAUGGUCUGGAAACAAUACGAACUGGACCGAGCUGAAGUCUGGCAGCAUUUACAUCCAUUACUCCUGGUACGUUAUAAACAUCACAUAUAAAUCUUUGUACUAUAUUGAAUACACGUUCUUCUUCGUCUACAUCAUCGACCAAAUUCAACGUGCCAAAGGUUUGGUAACAAUAUCUUCAACAUCAGUCGCUGGAUCAUUUUUGACACUACCAGCGCUCAAGCCGUAUUCCGUCCACGACGAUGUUCUAUCCUCCUUGAUAGAGACUCCAGAAAGAGAGCAUGGCUGCAUAGACUAUACUGAUCCUAACCCACAUUUAUCCAUAGUGGCAGAAGAUAAACUAUACUAUGCGCCGAAUAAAGGGAAUAAUACUGCCAAUGCAGAUAUGUUUUAUGGACCAUCAAAUAAUUAUCUGUUUCAUGACUCUGAAUCUAUUGAAAAUAUAUUGUCUGAAGAAGAUAUAUUCUAUCGACCUGAUCAUAUGAAGAAAGAAGACAGUUAUGAUGGAGACACUGAAAUAGGAAACAGUGAUGGUAGCGAAUCGAAAGAAGAUAGGGUUAAAGUUACGGAUCAGAAGGUGGUGGAUAAAGAACAAAUAAAUUAUUGUAUUCUCAAUUCAUUAUUAAUUUUGGAAGUGUGGGAGAGCCAAGCUUUGGCACGAAUGGGUCGGCUGCACCGGAGUGACACCACGGCCUUACAGAAAACCAGCGUGAAACAACCACAGCAUUGUGUUUCGCCGUGUGAGUGA